Messenger RNA from Pteropus alecto (black flying fox), 4804 nucleotides. RefSeq names its product tetratricopeptide repeat domain 39A (gene TTC39A). The record is from RefSeq and is a predicted model, not a curated record. The coding region runs from base 2258 to 3910 and encodes 550 amino acids. Gene Ontology annotation, molecular function: protein binding. Lineage: Eukaryota; Metazoa; Chordata; Mammalia; Chiroptera; Pteropodidae. The transcript is spliced from 18 exons.
AACUCCAUGUCCUUGCCACCCAGCUUUUUUAGAUAUUAACAUUGUGCCCCAUUUAUUUCAUAUUCUUUUAAAGAAAUGAACCAUGACAGAGACUAUUGAAUGAAGCUUCUCUGGACCCUCUCCCCCUUUCUCUCUACAGAGAUAAUCGCCAUCCUGAAUUUUGGUCGUUUUCCUAACUGUUUUUAUUCUUUUGCUGAAUACGUGUAAGUCUAAAAAAUACGUAGUUUGUUCUUACUUUAAAAUUUUUAUACCAAUGAAGUCACACAGCAUUAAUCGUUCUCACUCAGUUUCUGAGAUUCAGCCUUCCAUACACUUGUUGCUGUGGUCCACACUUGCCCUGAUGUAUGAUAUACCACCUGAUGUAGAAACCACUAUUUAUUCAGCCUCCUUGAUGGACAUUGAGGUGGUUCUCAGUGUCUUGCUAGUCAGACAAUGGAUAUUCUCAUACAAUUGUCCUUUGCACAUAUGUGAGUGUUGUAGUUUGCCCCAUAGAAGUGGAUAUGUGCACUUAAUCUUAUAAAGUUAAUUAUGGUGCACUCAAAUUUUUAAAGUUAUUUCAUUAUAAAAAGGGUGCUGCUUGAUAAGAGAUGAUGGAAAUACAUAAUCUUAGAAAGAAAAAGAUAACAAUUGCUAACAUCUCCCAAGUACUUUUUAUUGUGCUUACAUUGUCUCAGUUGUUCUUCACAGAAGCCCUGGGAGGUAGAGUUAUUCAUUAUCUCCCAUUUCUUUGUCAAUCCCAUUUCAUCGAUAAGGAAACUAAAGUGCAUAGAGGUUAAAAAACCUUCCCAGGUUUCUCCAGCUUGAAUUGCUGAGCUGAAGCUUGUGUUCAGGUUGUCUACUUUCAAAACCCUUGAAGGCCAUGCUGUCCUAGGCCAUGCCACCUCACCCCAUGCCACAUGACUUUAUGUGUGGCUAAGGGGGACUCUUUGGAAGAAGAGUCACAAUUAUAUUUGCAAUUUAGACUGGCUACUGUUACUGAAAUCAAGGGGUUCAUUUUACCUGCACGCAUCAAAGCCAAAGGAGACACAGAUGGGGAUUGUAGUAAAGAAAGUAGAGGUUUAUUUAAAGAAAUGGCGCCAAGCCUGAAGACGCAGGUGAGCUAGUGCUCAAAGACUCCCCAAUUGCAUCUAAAGGAUAGGUAAUAUAGGGGAAAACUCAUUAGUCAUGGUAGCUAAGUGAGUUGGGGUCGUGGGCUCUACUGAUUUUGGUAGAGGCUAGGGUAGGAGGCAGUUGAUCAUUGCAUAAGGUCCUGAUAUCAGUCAUGGUUUAGUUCUGUCUAGUUUCAAGGGAAUGCCACUGGGAUCCUUCUGUGUUCAUGGGUGUGGAGCUACAAGAUGUUAUCUUUAGUUUGACCCAAACUCUGUUUCCGUGGUCAACAGACCUGAGACUUUGUUCAUAAGACUGUUCGAUGCUGACCUAAGGGCUUCAAGAUUAAGGGAGUGGUCGUGCAGGUAUGCAGAAGGAUGAAAGAAAAGCAAGUGAGUGCAAGCCCAAUUUGAAUCAAGGAGAAAGAGAAGAGAAAAAGUCAUUUUAAAGAAGUGAAGAAUUGCAUGGUUACAUCGUUUUGGAAGCUACAGGUCCCCAUAGACACGUUGCCUCAUCUGCUGAGUUAAAAUUCUCUCCUGAAAAUAAGUAAGUAAGUAAAUAAAUAAAGUUCCCCCUGAAUAGUGGAGCAGGGAGUAAAAACAAUCUCUGACUCCAGGCUGUUCCCCGAGUGACGUCCUUGCCCCGCCUUCACUGUCUCACCCUGACUGGAGACAGGGCAGGAGGUGGGGGGUUUUCUAUCCCUAGUGGGGACUGAGGAUCCCCCAGUUCCACCCGGUGCUACCCAUUAUGCACUAAGGUAGCAGCUUCCAGGCAGAUUAAAACAGGGAGGUGGGAGAGAAGGGGAGAAUGGGGUGGCUUCAGGCUGCCUGACACUCCCUUUCAGCCUCCAGCUUCCUUCUCACUUCAGCCUCAAGCUCCCCUCCCCAACUAUGCCAAAGUUCCCCACAUUGGUCACCAGCCCUGCUUCGGGCUCCAUCCAGCUUAGCGUCCUCCCAACCCAAUUCUGUUUCCCCAAGGCACAGUGGAGAGGCCACCACCACCACUUAGGAGUCAGAAAUAUGUUGGCCUGGGCCAAGUGAGGUGGCCUGGAACAGAAAGACCUUGAAGACACAGGGACAACCUUUGGAGAAGUGGGGAUCUCAGUCACAGCCGGAAGAGGAGAAAGGUUUGGACUUCUGUGGGCAGCCUCCACGAGGCCCUGGACCAGUGCAUGACCGCCCUGGACCUCUUCCUCACCAACCAGUUCUCAGAAGCACUCAGCUACCUCAAGCCCAGGACCAAGGAGAGCAUGUACCAUUCGCUGACAUAUGCCACCAUCCUGGAGAUGCAGGCCAUGAUGACCUUUGACCCUCAGGACAUCCUGCUUGCUGGCAACAUGAUGAAGGAGGCGCAGUUGCUGUGUCAGAGGCACCGGAAGAAGUCCUCUGUAACAGAUUCCUUCAGCAACCUGGUACACCGCCACACUAUGGACCAGUUCACGGAAGAGGAAAUCCACGCUGAGGUCUGCUACGCAGAAUGCCUGCUGCAGAGAGCAGCCCUGACCUUCCUGCAGGAUGAGAACAUGGUGAGCUUCAUCAAGGGUGGCAUCAAAGUUCGAAACAGCUACCAGACCUACAAAGAGCUGGACAGCCUUGUACAGUCCUCACAGUACUGCAAAGGAGAGAACCACAGGCACUUUGAAGGAGGGGUGAAGCUUGGUGUGGGAGCCUUCAACCUGACGCUGUCCAUGCUUCCUACUAGGAUCCUGCGGCUGCUAGAGUUUGUGGGGUUUUCAGGAAACAAGGACUACGGGCUGCUGCAGCUGGAGGAGGGUGCCUCCGGACACAGCUUCCGAGCUGUGCUCUGCGUCAUGCUGCUGCUGUGCUACCACACUUUCCUCACCUUUGUGCUAGGCACUGGGAAUGUCAACAUCGAGGAGGCAGAGAAGCUCUUGAAGCCCUACCUGAAGCGAUACCCUAAGGGCGCCAUCUUCCUGUUCUUUGCGGGGCGGAUCGAAGCCAUUAAAGGCAACGUUGAUGCAGCCAUCCGGCGGUUUGAGGAGUGCUGUGAGGCCCAGCAGCACUGGAAGCAGUUCCAUCACAUGUGCUACUGGGAGCUGAUGUGGUGCUUCACCUACAAGAGCCAGUGGAAGAUGGCCUACUUCUAUGCUGACCUGCUCAGCAAAGAAAACUCCUGGUCCAAGGCCACCUACAUCUACAUGAAGGCCGCCUACCUCAGCAUGUUUGAGAAAGAGGACUACAAGCCGUUUGGGGAUGACGAAGUGGAGUUGUUUAGAGCUGUGCCAGGCUUGAAACUCAAGAUUGCUGGGAAAUCUCUACCCACGGAGAAGUUUGCCAUCCGGAAGUCCAGACGCUACCUCUCCCCCAAACCUGUCUCAUUGCCAAUCCCUGCUCUGGAAAUGAUGUACAUUUGGAAUGGCUACGCUGUGAUUGGGAAGCAGCCCGAACUCACAGACGGGAUACUUGAGAUUAUCACCAAGGCUGAAGAGAUGCUGGAAAAGGGCCCAGAGAAUGAGUACUCAGUGGAUGAUGAGUGCUUGGUGAAGUUGCUGAAAGGACUGUGUCUGAAAUACCUGGGCCGGGUCCGGGAGGCUGAGGAGAAUUUCAGGAGCAUCUCUGCUAAUGAAAAGAAGAUUAAAUAUGACCACUACUUGAUCCCAAACGCCCUGCUGGAGCUGGCCCUGCUGUUUAUGGAGCAAGACAGAAACGAAGAGGCUGUCAAACUCUUGGAAACUGCCAGGCAAAACUACAAGAAUUACUCCAUGGAGUCAAGGACACACUUUCGAAUCCAGGCAGCUACACUCCAAGCCAAGUCUUCUCUAGAGAAUGGCAGCAGAUCCAUGGUCUCGUCAGUGUCCUUGUAGUUUUGUGCAGCGCUCCUGAGCUGGAAGGCAGAGACAGCUGGACAGAGCUCCUGGAAACAUUUCAAAAUGAUCCCUUCCCCCUGCCCUGCCCUGCCCUGCCUUUGGGGCCCACCGGUGCUCCAGUGGGACGGCAUGACAUGGGUAUCCGUGCAGAAGCAAAGCCGGCAUUUUCACCAGUGUGGCCAAAGGCCUCUGCCAAUGACAGAGCAGGUGGAGCCUUCUGCCUGCCCUAUCACACAUACGGGUCCUUGUUUUUCACUGUGAUGUUUAAGAGAAUGUAUGAAGAGUUUACAUUUUCCUUAGAAAUAUAAUGAUGGGAUCAUAGUUGGCUUUUUAAGAAAACACCAACCGACCACCUGUACAUCUUUGUGUUAACCCGUACUGCGUACUGAUCUGGGGUACAUCUAUAUGACGCCAAAAGCCAAACUGCUUUUCAAACUUCAGCAAGGUCUCAGCUUCUGGGGCUAGAAGGACCCUCAGGAGGGUCUGUAUCUCAGGCUUUGAGGCUUCAGGGGGUUGUGCAUGGGGCUUGCACACAGACACCCAUUAUCUUCCUUCUUACGCUUUAUUUUCACUCUCUUUGUACCUUUCCAAUUUAAAAAAAUCAAACAUGUCUUUUUAGUGAGAUCAUUUUCUACAUUUGAGUCCAUCUGUAGAAAAAAAUUCAUCAGUAAGGAAUGGAGAUGCUGACAGAAGGGGAGCUGUGUGGCCCUCUCUGUGCCAAGAUUAUUGGUGCGGGGGGUAGGUGGGGAGGGAGAGGGCGGUUCCCAGACACCAAUCUGCAUCCUCUCUGUACAUCAGACUGAAACCACUAGGAAUAAUUUAUGAAAUCUGUACUUCACUUCGAGGUACAUUUAUUUACCGACAGCAUUUUUCUUAGCAUGGUUAUUCCUG